Messenger RNA from Naegleria lovaniensis, 1215 nucleotides. RefSeq lists its product as uncharacterized. Gene Ontology annotation, biological process: lipid homeostasis. The record is from RefSeq and is a predicted model, not a curated record. NCBI's taxonomy places the organism in Eukaryota, Heterolobosea, Eutetramitea, Acrasida, Naegleriidae. The transcript has a single exon. Gene Ontology annotation, cellular component: membrane; endoplasmic reticulum. Bases 1 to 1215 code for a protein of 404 amino acids.
AUGGUGUUGACAAUCUCGAAUUACAGGAUCAAGGGAUUGGCCUCCAUCUCUUUGAUCAUUCUUGUUCUGCUCUUUACCAUGAUCACGAUCAUGAAUGAUUGUUCCAUCAUCUUUGCCCAAUCCUCGGACACGACAGAUUCACCUUCUCCCCUUCCUCAUCUUCACGGUCAUCAUCACGAUCAUUUCAAAACUGUGAAUCCCUCCACCUCCUCUUCAUCAGCACCAUUAUCUGAUUCUCAAGAAUCUUCCUCUUUACUAGCCAAAUCUUUAAUUGAAGACCGAAAACAACGAAAGGAAUCACUUUUUACAGUAUCGGAACACAUUCAACAAUCCUUUCCUCUCAUCAAACCCAUGACUCAAUAUGGAGAAGGAGUUUUUGAGGAAUAUGUAAGAACAGCUCUCAUCUCAUAUGCUUGUUUUACUGUUGCUUACUUUGUCUUUCGAAUUUUAAUCAUUCCGUUGUUGUUGAAAUUCGGAGGACCUUCCUAUUUGGAAUAUUUUGAAAAAAAUAUUACCUUGUAUGAACAGGCUCAUCAUUCUCAAGUCGUGUUGAGUUUUAUACAUGCCGUGAUUGCAACAGUGGGAUCGUAUUUUUGUACGAUUCAUUUGUUUGGUUUGGAUAUGUUACAUUUCGGAUUGGAGAGUGCUUUGAAUCAACCGUAUGAUCUUGAAAUUUUCAAAACUCGACACACGUAUAUUGCAUUGACUUUGGGCUAUUUUGUUGCAGAUUUAACGUUUUACUUUUUUAAUCAUAUUCAUCCAUUCUCUCCGAAUAGAAAGAGUUUGAGGGAAGUUUAUUUGAGCAUGAAAAAGCAAGCACUUGGAUUGGAUCUGUUGCAUCAUUACAUUUCAUGUAUCGCAUAUAUUUUCUUCUUCUCCCUCAAUGCUGGAAGUUUUUUAAUUAUUUCAUUUGAAAUUAAUGAAGUGUCGACUCCUUUCCUGCAUGUUCGAUACUUUGCAAGACAAUGGAAACAAACCAACAAGUGGUGGUAUCAUUUGAAUCAGGGAUUAUUUGUGUUGACAUUUUUCCUUUCUCGCAUUGUGUAUAAUGGUAUAUUGAUGUGUUUCGUGUUGUGGUCACGCUUUACAUUGGGACAUUUCACAUCCUUUGGACAGCUAAUUCUGUAUUAUUUAGUUCAAUUGUUGUGGUGGUUCGCCAUUAUGAAAAUUAUUCUCAACAAGAUUAGGGGAGCAGAAAAGCACAAGGAAGAGUAA